This is a messenger RNA of Galeopterus variegatus (Sunda flying lemur), 2799 nucleotides long. RefSeq names its product integrin, beta 5 (gene ITGB5). Bases 4 to 2403 code for a protein of 799 amino acids. Gene Ontology annotation, molecular function: integrin binding. Gene Ontology annotation, cellular component: focal adhesion; integrin complex; cell surface. The transcript has 15 exons. Gene Ontology annotation, biological process: cell-matrix adhesion; integrin-mediated signaling pathway; cell adhesion mediated by integrin. The record is from RefSeq and is a predicted model, not a curated record. NCBI's taxonomy places the organism in Eukaryota, Metazoa, Chordata, Mammalia, Dermoptera, Cynocephalidae.
ACCAUGCCGCGAGCCCCGGCGCCCCUCUACGCCUGCCUCCUCGGGCUCUGCGCGUUUGUGCCCCGGCUCCCAGGUCUUAACAUAUGCACUAGUGGAAGUGCCACCUCAUGUGAAGAAUGUCUGCUAAUCCACCCAAAAUGUGCCUGGUGCUCCAAAGAGGACUUCGGCAGCCCACGGUCAGUCACCUCCCGGUGUGACUUGAGGGCAAACCUUGUCAGAAAUGGCUGCGGAGGCGAGAUUGAGAGUCCAGCCAGCAGCACCCGUGUCCUGCGGAGCCUACCUCUCAGCAGCAAGGGCUCCAGCUCCGUGGGCUCAGAUGUCAUUCAGAUGACGCCGCAGGAGAUUGCCUUGAGUCUCCGGCCCGGCGACAAGACUGCCUUCCAGCUGCAGGUUCGCCAGGUGGAGGAUUACCCCGUGGACUUGUACUACCUGAUGGACCUCUCCCUGUCCAUGAAGGAUGACUUGGACAACAUCCGGAACCUAGGCACCAAGCUCGCCGAGGAGAUGAGGAAGCUCACCAGCAACUUCCGCUUGGGGUUCGGGUCUUUUGUUGACAAGGACAUUUCUCCUUUCUCCUAUACGGCACCAAGAUACCAGACCAAUCCAUGCAUUGGUUACAAGUUAUUUCCAAACUGUGUCCCAUCCUUUGGGUUCCGCCAUCUGCUGCCUCUCACAGACAGAGUUGACAGCUUCAACGAGGAAGUUCGGAAACAGAGGGUGUCCCGGAACCGUGAUGCCCCCGAGGGGGGCUUUGAUGCAGUGCUCCAGGCGGCUGUCUGCAAGGAGAAGAUCGGCUGGCGAAAGGAUGCACUGCACUUGCUGGUGUUCACAACGGACGACGUGCCCCACAUCGCGCUGGAUGGAAAACUGGGGGGCCUUGUGCAGCCGCACGACGGCCAGUGCCACCUGAAUGAGGCCAACGAGUACACAGCAUCCAACCAGAUGGACUAUCCAUCCCUUGCCUUGCUUGGAGAGAAGUUGGCAGAGAACAACAUCAACCUCAUCUUUGCAGUGACAAAAAACCAUUAUAUGCUCUACAAGAAUUUUACAGCCCUGAUACCUGGAACAACAGUGGAGAUUUUACAUGGAGACUCCAAAAAUAUUAUUCAACUGAUUAUCAAUGCAUACAGUAGUAUCCGGUCUAAAGUGGAGCUGUCAGUCUGGGAUCAGCCUGAGGAUCUUAAUCUCUUCUUCACUGCCACCUGCCAAGAUGGUGUAUCCUACCCUGGUCAGAGGAAGUGUGAGGGCCUGAAGAUCGGGGACACGGCGUCCUUUGAGGUGUCGGUGGAGGCCCGAAGCUGCCCUGGCAGGCACACGGAGCAUGUGUUCGCCCUGAGGCCGGUGGGAUUCCGGGACAGCCUGCAGGUGGGGGUUGCCUACAACUGCACAUGCGGCUGCAGUGCGGGGCUGGAGCCCAACAGUGCCAGGUGCAGUGGGAAUGGCACUUACGUCUGCGGCUUGUGCGAGUGCAACCCCAGCCACCUGGGCACCAGGUGCGAGUGCCAGGAGGGGGAGAACCAGAGUGUGUACCAGAACCUGUGCCGGGAGGCGGAGGGCAAGCCUCUGUGCAGCGGGCGCGGCCAAUGCAGCUGCAACCAGUGCUCCUGCUUUGAGAGUGAAUUCGGCAAGAUCUACGGGCCUUUCUGCGAGUGUGACAACUUCUCCUGUGCCAGGAACAAGGGAGUCCUCUGCUCAGGCCAUGGCGAGUGUCACUGUGGAGAAUGCAAGUGCCACGUAGGUUACAUCGGUGACAGCUGUAACUGCUCGACUGACAUCAGCACAUGCCGGGCCAAGGACGGCCAGAUCUGCAGCGACCGUGGGCACUGCGUCUGUGGGCAGUGCCAGUGCACAGAGCCAGGAGCCUUUGGGGAGACAUGUGAGAAGUGCCCCACCUGCCCGGAUGCCUGCAGCACCAAGAGAGAUUGCGUCGAGUGCUUGCUGCUUCACUCAGGGAAACCUGACAACCAGACCUGCCAACACGUGUGCAAGGACGAGGUGAUCACGCGGGUGGACUCCAUCGUGAAAGAUGACCAGGAGGCUGUGCUUUGCUUCUACAAAACUGCCAAGGACUGCGUCAUGAUGUUCACCUACUCAGAGCUGCCCAGCGGCAAAUCCAACCUGACGGUGCUCAGGCAGCCAGAGUGUGGCACCGCCCCCAAUGCCAUGACCAUCCUCCUGGCUGUGGUCGGCAGCAUUCUCCUGGUUGGGAUUGCGCUCUUGGCCAUCUGGAAGCUGCUUGUCACCAUCCACGACCGGCGAGAGUUUGCAAAGUUCCAAAGUGAGCGAUCCAGGGCCCGCUACGAAAUGGCUUCAAACCCUCUGUACAGAAAGCCCAUCUCCACACACACCGUGGACUUCACCUUCAACAAGUUCAACAAAUCCUACAAUGGCACAGUGGACUGAUCUCUCCUCCUAGAGGGGCAGAGGGGGACUAAGGAAAAACAUCAGACUGAAAUGCCUGGGCCAGCUUCUCGCCUUGCUCACACUCCCUAGCUAGGCCAGCACAGAGAAGAUCUUCCAGUGAGCCUGGGCCAGGAUCCCAGCGCCUACUGGGCUGGCCCCUCCGAGCCCGGGAAAAGCAAGGAGACCUGGGUGCUCUCGGCUUUCCUGCCACAUCCAGCUUGUUGUCUCAGUGGACUGCUGAGAUGCUGGGCUGCCUCUCCCUUCCAGGAAGGUGGGGCCGCCAGCCUGGCCAGGCAGCAAGGCCAGUGGGAAGGGUCAGAGUGUGUAAAAUCAACAUACAGUCUGGCUUUCUUUGUGUCGAUCAUUUUUAUAUGAAAUAAAAAGAUCAUGCAUUUA